AUGGUGCAGGUGCCGCCGUUGCGCUACGUGUGCACCCCAUCAUGCACGACCCUGCGGAGAAAAAGAAGAGUGUCUACAGCAGCCUCCUCCUCGUUGCCCAGCACCAGUUCUUCCCCAAGAGCGCCCAUCGUGUUCGAAUACAGCCUGGGGUCCCCGAAACCCUCCUGGAAGACACUCUCCUUUAGGUCAUCUCCGCCCACCAGCCCGAAAAAGAGCACAACAAACGCCCCAAAGUUUCUCAACUUGAAGACUGCAUCGGUAGAGUCGAGGAGAGUUGAGUCUGUCGUCAGUGGAGAGCUUUCCGAGUGGAGCUAUGAAGUUCCGAAUGAGCUCGUUGUGAACCUGUUUGGGAUCAGGUACAGUGAGGAGGAGGAGAGAUACAUUCGCGUUGAAGACGAAUUAGCGAGGACCUCGCAGGAAGCAGUGAACUAUCUCAUUCAGAAGUAUUUGUCCGCACAGCGGUCUUCUAGGAGGGUUAGCAUCGAGAGAAGCAAACUUGGAAUGUCUGGUGGAAGGCGGGAUAGAAAUUCCUUGAACGAUCUGGAGAGAUUGCAUGAUGGAGCUAUAGACGCACUGCUAAGGGGGAGAAGGAAGUCCUGUGAUGAUACCAGUCCGAUCUCGGCAUACAGAGAUCAAAUGGAAGAAGAGAACCUCUGUUAUGUGAAAACUCCCUUCAUAUACCUUGGCCAGGAUCCAGUCGAUGACAACAUCUUUUACUUCGAGCAAGACAACAGUUUAGAUCCGAGCAGAGAACAACGUGUCAGAUGGCGCUUAAAAGGCAUCAGGGAUAAGGAGUGGAUCAGCGCAGCGCCAAGGCCGUAUGGUCCCUCUCGAUCAUGGGGUGGAGCAUGGGGUGGGAACAGAUCGCUCUUUUCUAAUUUCAAGGACCUCAAUCAGCCAGGAGUCAUAGAGUACGUGGGCGGAGAGGUCAGACCGAAAGAUGUCUUUCUUCUCAACGUCGUCCACAACAUCAAGGCUGCUGAGCUUCCGACCAUAGAGUUCUCAAGGAGAUUGGCGUGCAGCAGAUCUGUUCUCUCGGAAAGCAGCACCACCUCGUUUGGAAAUCACCCCAUCACCUCACACAAGCGUACCAUCUUUCGGCCGGUCAGCAAGCAGAGCUCUAAGAGCACCUACGCAGCCAUCCAAGACGUGCAGGUCGGUCUUCCUCUGACCGGAUACCCCGGGUGGAGAAACAGACAUAGCACCAGUCCGAUGAAGCUCACGCCGAUGACGUCCACGAGCCAAGACUUUUAG
Molecule: messenger RNA, 1254 nt
Organism: Guillardia theta CCMP2712
Lineage: Eukaryota; Cryptophyceae; Pyrenomonadales; Geminigeraceae
Exons: 1
Coding region: 1-1254 (417 amino acids)
Source: RefSeq, a predicted model, not a curated record